This is a messenger RNA of Brassica napus (rape), 3012 nucleotides long. Its product is annotated as nucleolin-like. The transcript is spliced from 5 exons. The record is from RefSeq and is a predicted model, not a curated record. Lineage: Eukaryota; Viridiplantae; Streptophyta; Magnoliopsida; Brassicales; Brassicaceae. The coding region runs from base 1669 to 2322 and encodes 217 amino acids.
UUUUUUUAUUUUUUUAAUGAAUUAAAAAAAAAUCAAGAUUAAAUAGAAAAUACCACAAAACCUAAAACUUUAAUAUAUUUACAUAUCCAACCAGUCACCCACCCACUUACAAUUAACCCGACCGACCCGUGUUUUAAUAAUCCUAAAUCCCUAAAUUCUUUGUCUUCGACAAAACCAAUGAAACCUACAGAGUAAAUCACGAUCUCCCUCUAUCUCCCAUUACUAAUCGAACUCGGCAACAAUCAUCUUGAAUCUCAUCUAUUUCUCCAAUUCGUGUCAUUCAUUGAGAAACUAUGUCUCCAAAGACUCGACUCGCCGAAAAAAAUAACAAAGAAGAUGCGCUGGAGAAGAAGAAGAACGAGUCAAUGGCGAAGAAGAAGAAAGCUGCGGCGGAGAAGAAGAAAGCUGUGAGGGAGAAGAAGAAGGACUCCGCGAGAAAGAAAAAAGAAACAUCAGUGAAAAGAAGGAGAGAGGCCGUGAAAAAAAGAGAGAUGCGGCGAAGAAGAAUACUGAAACUGAGACCGCUGAGAAGAAGAGGAAGCGAAACAGUGGUGUCGACGGUGGGUCCUUGUCGAAUCCAACCAAGCGGGCUCGGAACACCGCAUCUCCACCGGAACAGGAACAUCAAGGCGAUCAUUCCCCAGCACCAUCAGCGGAAUUGCCUUCUCAGGCCGAUGUCGAGGGUACAACAGGCCUAGCGCAUCCGAGUGAGCCACAAAAAUCACCUACUCAGGCACCUAGUGAGGCCGAGAAUCCACUGCAACCUCCAGUAACCUCACUUUCAAUAUCAUAAUCUUCCACAAAUUGUCCUUCACAUCGUGUAGACAAUCACGAUGAGGAGAUUGUAUCCAACAAUAGAGAUUCACACACACCUGAGGCUGCCAUUGACCAUACUGCGCAAAGAACGGAGGCUGAGGAUAUGGCGGUAAACCCCCUUAGACCAAAUGAGUUUUUCUUCAAACCGCAGGAUUAUCGGAAGUCUUGUAAGCUUCAAUCAAGAUGCCACCAAUAAAAAUUCAUGACGAUCCUGGGGGGGGGGGGGGGGGGGUUAGAUGAAUCAUAAAAGAGGUGGUUUCUCGAACACCCACAGUUCAAGCACUUGUUCCACAUGGUUUGGACCUCAACUAGAAAGAUGAUGGGAUUGUGGAUGUUGCUACUCCGCACCAUUGUUACGCAUAAGAGUCGGCAAGCGUGGUUUUCUGUAAAUGGUGUUCCUAUUCGGUACUCGAUCAGGGAACACGGUCUCAUCUCAGGUUUAUACUGCCACCAGUAUCCCGAAAAUUAUCAGAGUGGCUUGAGCAUGAUGUUGGCGGAGAAACAGUUUACGAAAAUGUUCAUGAAGAAGCUGAAGAAGCUGAAGAAUAAGAAGAAGAAACCAGAGGAAGAGGAACUAAAGGUGACAGUUCAGGAUGUGGAAGAGAAGCUUUCGCAGAUGAAGCUAGAUCGUACCAAUGACCGGCUGAAGGUGGCUAUUAUGUACUUUUUGGCCACAGUUAUAGAUGAGAAGUCCAAAUAUGGAGGCCCCAUCGAUCCUUUUCUUCUGCAAAUUGUUGAUGAUCUAGAGCUGUGUAAUAAAUUUCCAUGGGGACGUUUCACGUUUGAUCACUGCAUGAAAGAGAUCAAACAUAUGAAGGAUCAUUUUAGAAGAGGACUGCCUGAAAACCCGAAAUGGACAUUUCCUGGGUUCAUCAACCCUUUAGAAGUAAUGAGGACGAGGAGGAUGAGGAUGAUGGGAAGGAGGCUGAGCAUGAUGAUGAUAAUGGCGAGAAGGAUGACACUGAGAAAGAGCAUGAGGACGAGGAGGCUGAGGAUGAUGGGAAUGAGCACGAGGACGAGGAUAAUGACGAGAAGGAUGAUACUGAGAAGGACCAUGACGAGGAGGCUGAGGAUGAUGGGAAUGAGCAUGAGAACGAAGGGAAAGAGCCUGAAAAGGAGCUAGAGGUGCAGCCAGAAAAAGAGGCAACUGAUGAUGCUGAGGAUGAUGGGAAAGAGCCUCAAAAGGAGCUAGAGGUGCAGCCAGAAAAAGAGGCAACUGAUGAUGCUGAGGAUGAUGGGAAAGAGCCUCAAAAGGAGCUAGAGGUGCAGCCAGAAAAAGAGGCAACUGGUAACUUGUUGCACUGUGAAUUUGGAGCAUUGACAUUGCAAAUUGGUCUAGUGUGUUCUGACAUUGUUGUAGAUGAUGCCGAAGAAUAUACACUUCGAGUAAUGGAAGCAGCUGCAGAGAAGGUUGUGGCAGAAGCUGCGAGAAAAGAAGCAAUGACGAGGCCAAAGAGGGUGUUGAAGCCUUCACACUUGCAGAAGUCUCCUUUUGUUAAGAAGUGAUUGAAGUUGUUGCUUUUGUUAUGUUAGGAAACUUGUUUGGGGCUUUUGUUAAACUAGAUCUUUUUAAAACUUCUACUGAUAUAAACCUUGUUAGGAAACUUGUUUGUGGUUUUUGCAUUAUAAAAACUGGAUUUGUAGUUGUGUUUAGUUUAAUAGAGAAGAUUUGCAGGUAUUGGCUAUAACUAAUAUUACUGGUUUUAGUGAGUCUAAGUUAUUAAGAAUGGUACAACUAGUACAACUAUCAGAAAGAUGGAACAAUUAGCUUAAAUAACAUGUGUAAAAUAUGAGACACAAUAAAAUAGCUUUCGUAAACAUGUUAUAAACAUCUUAAACGUGGUUGAACAUAAAUAACACAUAGUUGUACCACUUUAUGUAGUUGUACCAGUAAACCAGUUGUACCAGAUUGCACAUAGUUGUACUUUUGGACCGAAAAUGCAAACCUUAGUUGUACUAGAUAAAAAUUAUAAUUUCAUCGGUUGUACUACUUGUUUAGUUUUACUUACAUGAGCCCAAAUAUUAUGGAUGCAUAAAUAUUGCAAAAAUACGUUCUAUGUAUGUUUUCAAAAAUAACAUGGACAAACAUAUUAACAAAUCCUAAAAGUAUUUGGUAGAUGAAGAGAACAUAUGUGAUUGUGUAAUAAAUAUUCAAAAAUUUUGUUAAAACUAAUUGUAACUCAAUAUUAACCACUC